AAGACCGACAUUACGAUGAAUAUACAAGACAGUAACAACAGUUUGGCUCAACUGGAUACAAAAACAUAUGGUAACCUAACAGACGAUCUCUUUGACUUUUUCAAUACACCAUACGAAGCAGAUACAAAACCCGUAAGUCCUGUGAUAACGUCCAUUGUACUCUGCGGUUUAGGUAUACUUGCAAAUAGUUUAUCUAUUUUUGCAAUAUUAUAUUUGCAUAAUAAAUUGUCUACACAUCUAAAAUUGAUCAUCAAUUUAUGUGUUUCUGAUGCAUUGAUUGUCGUUCCUACACUGGUCAGCAAAAUAAUUUACAUGACGGAAACGUCAACGUUUUGUUCCGCAGUUGCGGAAAGGUUGAUUAUCGAUCUGGCACUUCUUGCAACUCUUCUAAAUUUACUAAUGAUCGCGGUAGAUCACUAUUUUGCCAUUCUCAGACCUUUGCUAUACAGGAGGAAAAUGACAAACUUCAGAGGAAACUUUUUCAUCAUAGGAAUCUGGGUUACAAGUCUUUUUGGAAUUGCAUUAGAAAUUCUUGCCGGUGUUGUAGUCAAAAACAAAAACGAUUCGUUAUGUGGAGCAAUUGCUUUUGACGAAUACGAUUCGGAAAUUUGUAUCGUGGGAUUCAUCUUUGUCGUCCUUCUCGUGGUUAUCGUGAUCUAUACGAGGAUCUACAUUCGAGUUGUCAAGCUUAUUUCCACGCAUGAGAGGAGGCGGUACCACCAUUAUGAUUCCGGGAGUUUUAAAGCCCUCGUAACAACAUCUCUAUUCGUUGGCACGUUCGUGCUCUUUUGGACACCUAUUGGAAUAUUCAACGUGUACAGUUACAUGCAGACUGAAUCGUACAUUUUGAAAAACCUGCAGAAGAAUACACUGAUUGGCGACAUAUUGUUUCUAAUUUUACAGCUGAAUACUAUUGCAGAUCCGAUUAUUUAUGCUCUCCGACUACCACCAGUUCAAAGAGGAUGUAAGGCAUUAGUGGAGAAACGCAUAUUAGUCAGAAAGGAAAAAUCAACCUCCGAAAUGGCGUACUUGUAAAUUGAGAACGAAGAUGAAUUUAUGUUUAGGGUUGCUUUGAUUUCGUAAAAAACAUUGACCGUUUGUUAAUUAGUUGUGACGACACACUCCUCAACUACCGGCGAGCUUUGGAAAAGCCAACAUUCUGAUGUAGCAUCAGAACGCACGCUUUCAAUGGGCAAGAUCCAUUAAAUUGCACGUAACUCAUUCGACAAUGUGACUUAAAAGAAUAGACACCACACAUCGAGCUUUAUAGUAUUUCUUCAGAAAUGGCAUUAUCAAAUAAAUGCGUAUCAGUUAAAUAUAAGAAUAUGUAUCAAGUGGGAAAUCUACUGAUGCUCUAUAUUCAGUAGGCUUGAAACAAGAUGUACAUUCAGAAUAUUUGUAAGUAUAUAUCCGGAUUAAGGAUGUAGUAUACCUUCUCAUUUGUAUGUGUGUAUGCACAGCCGAAAGCUAACGUGAGAAAAUACGACAACGUUUAAGACAAACUAAAUGUGUUUGUAUAUCUAUUCUCCUGAACAGCUGAGAUAAACAUUUAUAAUUCUUUUAUCUGUAAUUUCCUACUGUCUAUGCCUCCUUUGAGUAUUUAAAGAUGUUUAAAAUAGUUUUCUUUUUAUCUAAACUCGUCAAUUAAUUGAAAAAAUUAAGAUCUAGCCAUGAAAUGCGUGGCAUAAAAUUGGUUCGAAUAUUAGAUUUUCUGUACGCCGUUAAAAGAAUGAUAUUCCGACCCUACUGCAUUAUAAUUGCUAAUUCUACAGACUCAGUUGUUUCUGAGUUCCUACAGGUCUUCAAGCUAUAAGUGAAUAUGCUGAUUAUCUCUAAAGCAUUUGUAGCUUUUAUGCAGUGUUAAUCUGCUUUUUGUAUAAAGGCAAGUUUUGAAUUGCAUAUCUGAAUUCGAGUACGUAGGUACUGUUACUGUUUACAAUACUUAUAUAUGUAUACAUGUUAUAUUUGCAUUGUUGUUUGAAUAGUAUGUGCUCUUCUAAAGAAAGGAAAUAAAGAAUGUCUAUCUAUCUUCUGACAUCGAUUUCAAACAAUUGGUACUGAAAUACACAUUGAACAAUUGUAUUAUCAAAAGCCUUAUUCGAUUAAGACACAAUAAAGAGAGUUUCUCUCGGACACAAAUAUUUCAUCAAACCUUGCAAAAUAAACAAAUAAUGCACCGUACUUCUAAUGUUGCGAUAUCCUAAUUGCAUA
Messenger RNA from Mercenaria mercenaria, 2211 nucleotides. Its product is annotated as melanocortin receptor 4-like. Gene Ontology annotation, biological process: G protein-coupled receptor signaling pathway. Lineage: Eukaryota; Metazoa; Mollusca; Bivalvia; Venerida; Veneridae. The coding region runs from base 16 to 1035 and encodes 339 amino acids. The record is from RefSeq and is a predicted model, not a curated record. The transcript has a single exon. Gene Ontology annotation, molecular function: G protein-coupled receptor activity. Gene Ontology annotation, cellular component: membrane.